Molecule: messenger RNA, 576 nt
Organism: Lachancea nothofagi CBS 11611
Lineage: Eukaryota; Fungi; Ascomycota; Saccharomycetes; Saccharomycetales; Saccharomycetaceae
Source: the annotation of a GenBank genome assembly
AUGCUCGCUUACAAAGAUGUGUGUACCAUUGGUACAGGCUUGAUCCUCAUUUCUAGUUCUUUCAUCAUGGGUGUGUUCUACGCCAACCAAACUUACGACUACCACCUCUUGUUUGGUCAAAACAUUGACCAAUCCCAUUUUGACAACAGUCUGCGCCACUACCAAACCUUGUACGACACUGCUUCACCUGUGCUUGGCGGUUUGGGAUUCAUUUCCGUUUUGGGUCUCAUCGGUUGUCUAAUCAAAAUCUACAAGCCAAACCCAGACUUACAGAUGUUUGAGUAUGCGUCCAUGAUAAUGUUUGUCGUUGGCAUUUGUCUAUUUAUCACUAAUAUCAAGACCGGCAUUGAAUCCUCUGUUUCCGGCAACUGGGGUGAGGUCACUGAGAACCAAGGAUUGGCAGUUAUAGCGUCCUCGAAUAUUCUCUUGUUAAUGGUGUUCAUCGGCGUUGUCGUUUUGCAAGCAGGCUUAUGGUAUUCGAACUGGGAGCAUCAACAGAGAUUGGCCAAAUUCUACGCCGAAGAAACCGCUGCGCCUGCCGAAGCACAACCUACUGAGGGCAAGAAAGAGAAAUAA